UUUCCAGGAGACACCAGAGUGAACCAAAUGAUCGCGUUAGUUGCAGUUCAUCUUCUUUUCCAUAGGGAACACAAUCGCGUCGCUGAAGAACUUGCAUACUUAAAUUCGGAUUGGGAUGAUGAAAAGUUAUUCCUAGAAGCACGACGUAUAGUAAUUGCCGAAUUUCAGGUUAUAACCUACAAGGAGUUUUUACCAGCUGUUAUUGGACAUGAAAGUAUGGAGGAAUUUGGCUUAUAUUUGCAAGAAGGAUUAUCUUAUUCUUAUGAUUACGAUCACAAGGUAGACGUUUCGAUAUCGAAUGAAUUUGCUUCUGCAGCUUUCAGAUAUGGGCAUUCAAUAGUUGAAGGAUACUUAAAGUCUACUAAGAGCACUGGAGGAAACAGCAUCAUGAUAGAUGAUGACUGCUGGGUUGACUAUACAAAUAGCAGCACCGACUAG
Agrilus planipennis (emerald ash borer) is the source of this 438-nucleotide messenger RNA. RefSeq names its product chorion peroxidase-like. Gene Ontology annotation, molecular function: heme binding; peroxidase activity. The transcript is spliced from 3 exons. Gene Ontology annotation, biological process: response to oxidative stress. The record is from RefSeq and is a predicted model, not a curated record. NCBI's taxonomy places the organism in Eukaryota, Metazoa, Arthropoda, Insecta, Coleoptera, Buprestidae. Bases 28 to 438 code for a protein of 136 amino acids.